Telopea speciosissima is the source of this 2276-nucleotide messenger RNA. RefSeq names its product pentatricopeptide repeat-containing protein At1g26460, mitochondrial. Lineage: Eukaryota; Viridiplantae; Streptophyta; Magnoliopsida; Proteales; Proteaceae. Gene Ontology annotation, molecular function: protein binding. The coding region runs from base 31 to 1869 and encodes 612 amino acids. The transcript has 7 exons. The record is from RefSeq and is a predicted model, not a curated record.
UUCACUGGUACAUCGUUCAUUAUCUCGAAAAUGGCAUCGAAAAUGGCGAUUCUUUCUAAAACCAGGACCUAUCUCAAAACUCUAAACCCCAUUUCCUUCCGAACGAUCUCCACUUUCCCUUAUCUCUCUCAGGAACCCCAACUUGCUGAACCCACAAUCUUAUCCUCGACUCCAUUGCCUCCAAAUCCAUCAUCUGGUAGUCCUCUUUACCAAGAGAACUGGAGAAACCCAAUCCCUGAUCCUAGCCUCGCUCAGUCUCUCGUUCCACUAGGUUUCAUUCAGCAGGCAUCAUCAUCUUCAAGGAUCCAAGCCUUGUCUAAUACGCUUGAUGGUCCUAGCCUCAUGAAUGUAUUCGCCGAUUGGAUGACUUCGCAGCGAUGGGCUGAUAUCAAGCAAUUGUUCGAGUUCUGGAUUAGGUCUCUCGAUACUAACGGGAAGCCGAAUAGGCCCGAUGUGAACCUGUACAAUCACUAUCUGAGGGCGAACUUAAUGAAUAGAGCUUCUGCUGGGGAGCUUCUCGAUCUAGUGGCACAUAUGGAGGAUUACGGCAUUACGCCGAACACUGCAUCGUUUAAUCUGGUGUUGAAGGGGAUGUAUCAGGCGCAGGAGACUGAGGCUGCUGAGAAAUUGAUUGAACGGAUGCUGCUGACAGGAAAGGAAUCUCUGCCUGAUGAUGAGUCAUAUGACUUGGUUAUUGGCAUGCUCUUUUUGAGGAAUCAAAUUGAUGCUGCCCUAAAAUAUUUGGAUUUAACUCUAAAAUCUGGUUACAUGGUGUCAAUGAGGGUGUUUUCAGAUUGUGUAAAGAGUUGUGUUAAUGCUGGGAGGUUGGAUGCAUUGGUAUCCAUCAUAGAGAGGUGCAAGAAAACGGAUCAAAACAAAUCUCUCUGUCCAGGCUGGCUCCUGUCUAAUUAUAUUGCAGAUGUAGCAUUACAAGAGGAUAAUAGCAAAUUGGCCUUUUACGCUUUGGAGUUUUUGGCCAAAUGGAUUGCUCGUGGUGAAACAACAAGACCUCCUGUUCUGCUCUCUGUGGAUGAAGGACUGGUUGUGUCAGCACUGGGAACUGCUGCUAGGACCUAUAAUGCUAAUCUUGUAAAUGCGUCAUGGACCAUCCUCCAUCGCUCCUUGCGCCAGAAGAGGGCCCCCAACCCAGAAUCUUAUCUUGGGAAACUAUAUGCCUAUUCAUCUCUGGGGAAUUUACAGAAGGCUUUUAGUACUCUGCAUGAAUUUGAAUCUGCUUAUGGGAGUUCUAGUGAAGCAGAGGAUCUAUUCUCUCCUUUUACUUCUUUGUAUCCGUUGGUUGUAGCAUGCUGCAAGAAUGGUUUUGAGACUCUGGACGCGGUCUAUUUUCAAUUGGAGAAUUUGAGUCGUGGAGAUCCUCCAUACAAGUCUGUUGCUGCUCUUAACUGUAUAAUAUUAGGAUGUGCAAACAUAUGGGACCUUGAUCGGGCCUACCAGACUUUCGAGGCCAUUAGCAAUGGCUUUGGUUUGACUCCCAAUAUCCAUUCAUACAAUGCUUUGAUGUGUGCAUUUGGGAAGCUGAAGAAGACAUUUGAAGCUUCAAGGGUGUUUGAGCACUUAGCAAGCUUGGGUGUGAAACCAAAUGCGAUGUCAUAUACUUUGCUGGUUAAUGCUCAUCUCAUUAAUCGUGAUCAAAAGUCUGCCGUCGCAGUGAUUGACGAGAUGGUGGAGGCAGGAUUUGCACCAUCCAAGGAGCUACUGAAAAAUGUCAAGCGGCGAUGCAUCCGGGAGUUAGAUUUUGAUACUGAUGAUUUGGUGGACUCCCAAGCUAAAAAGUUUACUAUUCGAAUGGGUACUGAGAACCGGAGGAACAUGCUGUUUAAUCUUCAGUACAGCACCAACUACCCCUAGGAGGGUAGUUGAUUUGGGCUAUUCUGCCCCAUGAGGUUUCCACCGUUUGUUCUGGGACUACUGACUAUUCAUACUCUGGUUCACCAAGUAAGCUUCAUACCUUCCAAACCUUUCCACAGAGAGCCAGUCCCCUUUUUUGUGUAAAUUACAUAAUUGUACUUAAUUUGGAGGAUUCAAAGGCGGCGGGAGGGUCUGGGAUUGUAGUCCUCGACGGCCAUAUCUUUUUGUUGAAUUUAUUCUUUUUAGGAUCUUUAAUGGGAAAACUACUGUUUUAGUGGAAUGCUAGUUCCUCUUUUGCCCGCAUUCUUGUGUCUUAUCUAUCCAAAUGGGAUUUUUGAACAUUGAUGAAAAAUGUAGGACUUCAUAAAUAAAUGAAAAAGUCUGGAGUAGAAUUUUCUGUGAAUAAA